Mesorhabditis spiculigera is the source of this 2106-nucleotide messenger RNA. NCBI's taxonomy places the organism in Eukaryota, Metazoa, Nematoda, Chromadorea, Rhabditida, Rhabditidae. The record is from the annotation of a GenBank genome assembly.
AUGUCGUUCGAGCGACGGUUGCGUCGGUUCUUCGACGACCGAGAUCGGAAGCAAAUCCGGCAACACCAGCGGCGCAGCUUUAUCGGCGACUUUUUCGUGAGUGAGAGCACGGCCUACUCGAACCUCCGCUUCAUCACCAACUCAAUCUUUGGGCUUGUCGUCUCGAUUUUGGCCUACUACCUCGUUUGGGAGAAGAUCAACUUUGCCAAUUUCCAUCCGGUCCUUUCGCGGCUCUUCCAGGGAUUCAUGAUUUUCGGGAACGCGUUCGUGUUUGCGAAGAGUCAGCGCUAUCGCUGCGGAUUGGCCAUUUUCCUGCUGGGCGUCUUCGGAACCAGCGGCCAAAACCUAAUUAUGGUCUUCGUCAUGGACAACGCCCGCGAAGGGCCCAUCGACAAUAUUUUUGAUAAUUUCCGAAUCGCGACGGAGAACAUCGUCUGCAGCGUGAAGAUAUCGAAUGAGCUAGCCACCACCCGAGGGAAGGUGAUGAUCGGCCCGAUGCGCGAGGUGCUCGAGCGUGAAUUCUCCCGGCUACUCCGCUGGAAGGGCAAAUUCCAGCAGUGGAGCUGUGGAGGGGAGUGUGGAGAGGUACCGGAGAAUAAGGAGGAGAGCGAGGAGGAGAAGCAGAAUCGGCAGAUCGACCAGGCCGCAUUGGACCUCGCCCAGCGCGCCAAGCUCACCAACUCGGACGACGGCUACGUCAAGUUCGUGCGCAACAUCGGGGAGAAGAUGCAGGAGCAGUGCUCCCGCAUCUUCGACAAGGGCACCCUGCUCUGCCACAAGGCGCUGGCGUCCCUGAAGGAAAACUGCCGGGGAUCAGCGCCGUUUCUGCUCACCGGGCUUGUUUGCAAGCCGCUGGACGCCCUGGAGUUGUGUGAGGACGACAAACGAAAAGAGGAGGGGUACAAUCUCUGCAACGAGGCCCUCAGCAACGACAUGCCCGACGGCGAAACCAUCGAUAUGCGCAACAUCAGCAAGCAGGUCUCCGCCGAGCUGGAGACGAAGCUGCGAAUCGCGACCGUCGAGGCGCCGCGCAUGUCGAGCACGCUGCACAUCAAGUCGCUGCAGGCCAGCGUGAAACGCCUCAUCCGGGUGGCCAAGGAGCUGGUCGUCGCGAUGGGCAAGAUGCUGACCGCGCUCCUGAUCUUUGUCGUCUACUUGACGUUCAAGCGCGGCUUCCGGAUGGUGGAUGCCUACGAGCGUGACUUUGAAUACGAGAAUCGCACGAUUACGAGCGACUUUUGGAAGAUCGACCGCGCGCGCGAGGCGAAACGCGAGCCCUGCCUGCAGACGCUCACCCAGCUCGAGAUGAAGCAGUUGGGCGUGACAGAAAAGUGGCUCAGAUGCCCAAAAUUCGCCGAGCUGCGCCAGAUGUGGCUGCCACUCUCCAAGUUCACCAUCUUCUUCGUGUUCAUCGCUGCCAUCUUUGCCAUCGACCACUUGCUGUUCCGGGUUAUGGGAGCGAUCACAGGCCAAGGGAUGUUCCCCAAGCUGCUCAACAACCUCUUCAAGGCCAAGAACAGCACCCAGAAGAGUGUCUACAUGCUUGAGGAUUGUCUGGUCCCUCCAAAAGCCCCCGACUACGAGCGCGCCGUCGUCACCGUAUUCCUGCCGCUGGCUUUUAUGCUAAUUUGCCAGGUCAUCCUCUCCUUUCUCCCGAAGAAGCUGACCAUCGCCUACGUGUUGCCGUUCUUUUUCCCGAGGAAAACGAGGGCUCGCCUGAUUAUGCUCUACAAUAAGUGCCUGAUCCAUCGUCUGAUGGGUCGUAUCGAAGCACGACGUCGGAUUCGCUUCUACGUCAAGUGGCGUAAGGAAAACGAAGCCGAUUCUGAUGACGACGGUGAUGUUACCUGUCUAAAUCGCCGUGCCCCCCUCCGCCGCAAGAUCAUCGAGAACCUCUUCGCGUUGCAUGAAUGUUUGUUGUGCAUGACACACCUACGGACUCGGAACACGCGCUACUGCAGCGAGUGCGAGGCCACGUUUUGCCGCCCGUGCAUGGCCGAGAUGCAUAAUGUCUGCUAUGCAUGUCAGGCCGAGAAGGGUCUCGUCAACUCCACGUACACGAACGUGCCUGAAUAUUUGCAGCCUCCUCCGACCUCGUCGAGCCCG